UAUGCUAAUUAGGAUUUGACUGAGAAAGUUGGUUGGAGUUCAAGCCAGAAAGUUGUUGAGGAAGAAUGGAGAAGUCAGGGAAGAAAGUGCUGCUGACCUCAAAUGGCGACGAAGUUUCGCAGGGUAUCGUUUUCCAUUUAGCUAAGCAAGGGUGCAGGUUGGUUUUGCUGGGAGAUGAGAGUUGCCUGCGGAGCAUCGCGCACAGAAUCAUGGAUUCCCUCUCCCUAUCUGACAAAGGCACUGUGCAGGUCGUUGAAUUGAACAUGGAAGACCAGAGCGAAUCGGUUUUCCAACACUCUGUUGAUCAGGCAUGCCAGAUUUUGGGGAAAUUGGAUGCUUUUGUCAACUGUUACAGUUACGAAGGAAAAAUGCAAGAGCAUAUUGAGUUAGCUGAGAGUGAGUUUAAGAAAAUAGUGAAGAUAAAUUUUAUGGCUGCUUGGUUCUUGUUAAAAGCUGUUGGCCGAAGGAUGCGGGAUAUCAACGCCGGGGGCUCCAUCGUCUUUUUAACCUCCAUACUUGGCGCUGAAAGGGGUUUGUAUCCGGGAGCUGCUGCAUAUGCCUCUGUCUUGGCAGGAGUGCAGCAAUUAGUGAGGGCUUCGGCUUUGGAGAUAGGGAAGUACCAGAUCAGAGUUAAUGCCAUUGCCCGAGGCCUGCACCUGCAAGAUGAAUUUCCAUUAUCCGUGGGAAGGGAAAGAGCAGAGAAAUUGGUGAAGGAGGCUGCACCGCUUGAGAGAUGGCUUGAUGUUAAGAAUGAUCUGGCGUCUACUGUCAUUUAUCUAAUCAGUGAUGGAUCAUGCUACAUGACUGGAACAACCAUAUACGUCGAUGGGGCACAGUCUAUAACCAGGCCUCGCAUGCGCUCCUUUAUGUGAAUCAUGCUGGCGCUGAAAGGAUUUUUUCAAGGAAUGAUCCAACAUACACAUUUCUUGCAUCAUUGUUGCCCUUAGGAAAUGACUACAUUUCUAAUCCAAGUCUUAAACCUUAAACCCCGAAAAACAUGUCCGGGGGGCAUGAAAUAUAUAUUCAAAUAAGUUAUGAGAAGUUGAAACUGCUCAAUCCAUAAUUAUAUAGUGAAUGUUAAGCA
Molecule: messenger RNA, 1084 nt
Organism: Vigna angularis (adzuki bean)
Lineage: Eukaryota; Viridiplantae; Streptophyta; Magnoliopsida; Fabales; Fabaceae
Exons: 4
Coding region: 66-872 (268 amino acids)
Source: RefSeq, a predicted model, not a curated record